CAAUUCAUCCUGUGAUGAAAAUGAUGUUUAAAAAUGAAAAUUCCCUUAAGAUCAGUUAACUUCACGGACGGGUUCGAAAUUGCAGGUUUUUUUGGGAUUUAAGCCCUAAUUCAGAUCAACAAGUUUCCGAAAAUUUUGAAGUGAAACAGAACGGAAAAAGACAAUUUCAAUCAUUACUUAACUACUUGGCAAUUCAAGAUUGACGAUAUUCCAAUGGGUCGUUGUGAACAAGACAAGAAAAAUGCAGAGGACAAUUCUGAAGUCGGAUCAUACAAUUGUCCAUCAAACCGGGAUCACCGGGAUUCAUCGCGCCGAGCCCAUCACCCAAACGAGAUCUACGUGUCACCGACAGUCAUGAUGGUUAUGCGUCAUUCGGAGCGAGUCGAUGACUGCUGUCCAGGAUGGAUUGAAAAGUGCAACAAAGAGGGAAAAUACGAGCCAUUCGAUCUGAACAUGCCAACACGCCUUCCAAUUCAACGUCCACUCAAGGAUUACACUCGUGACACUUGUAUCACUAGAAGUGGGGCUGUUCUUGCUCAAAUGAUUGGUAGAGGUCUUCUGAUGACUGACAACACACCAGAUGUAAUCUACUGCUCCCCAUCACUUCGUUGCAUUCAAACUGCCACUUGGGUCCGUGAAAUGUCGGGAAGUAAAGCAUUGCUUCGUGUUGAACCUGGACUUUUCGAGAACUUCCAUUAUCCACACGGAGUUCCACGAUUCAUCAGCCAACUUCAACGACACGUGUUCCCAGUGGACAAGACGUUCCGCCCGUUCCUUUCUUUGGAGACAGUCGUUGGAAAACAAGAGACAAAUGACGAGUAUAAUGCAAGGAUCCAAUUGAUUUUGAAUGCAAUUGCGGAUCAAUCGGAAGUUUCAACUGUCGAGAAAGAACUGAAAGUUCUCGUGGUGGCUCACGCUUCUACAGUUGAUAUGGCUGUUGGAUUGCUCAGAGAAGUGCCGAGAAAAAUUAGAGAAGAGGAAUUGGAUAAUAUUGCAAUUCCUGUCCCAUACUGCUCUCUCGCAUAUCUCAAAAAGAAAUGCAACUACUGGGUUCCAGCGGCUCAUCAAGUUCCAUCGGUGACCUACGAGUUCUUAACUACCAAGUACAAUCACUACUUUGUCCAUAGAACUUGAAUACUUAUAAUAAAGACUUUGGCAUAC
This is a messenger RNA of Caenorhabditis elegans, 1161 nucleotides long. RefSeq names its product Protein UBASH3A homolog (gene F09C12.8). NCBI's taxonomy places the organism in Eukaryota, Metazoa, Nematoda, Chromadorea, Rhabditida, Rhabditidae. The record is from RefSeq and is marked reviewed. Bases 214 to 1134 code for a protein of 306 amino acids. The transcript has 6 exons.